Molecule: messenger RNA, 1164 nt
Organism: Guyanagaster necrorhizus
Lineage: Eukaryota; Fungi; Basidiomycota; Agaricomycetes; Agaricales; Physalacriaceae
Exons: 1
Coding region: 153-1028 (291 amino acids)
Source: RefSeq, a predicted model, not a curated record
CGUGUCGAUAACGCAUCCACGCAUUGACCUUCGUGGACGUCUUCCCAAGGCUAGAACCGGCCUCGUGCGGGAAGAACCGGCACGAGGCUCAAUUUGGUUCCGAGAAAAAAUAGAUGUAACGGUUUGUUGACUCGGUUUGACUAGCAACUAUCAUGUCCACGCUUACCAUGACUCAGAGUCACCAGCAAGGACGAUUUCGCUCCUUCUCCCUAUCCCUUGUAGCUCGGCAUUCCUCCCCAUUAUUAGCUCUCCCCGCUGAGCUUAUCAUCGAUAUUAUCACCUUCGCUUUAACAGAAUCCAAAGUCAAUGCACUCGCGACAAUAUGCAAAGAUAUCACCUGUCUUCUCAACACUAUACUCUACCGCACAGUUUCCUUCAGGUCCACUCGCUCUAUGUCCCUUUUCUACCAGGCCUCCCGGUCGAACCCUUCUUUGACAACCCACGUCAGAAAUUUUACCGUGACCGAGAACUCGGUUCUUGAUGCCAACGGAUGGAGACGUGUAUGGGAUAUCCUAUCUCGAGCCACAGGAUUGUUAUCUCUGUCUCUCAAGGAGGGUUAUCCACCGUCCUCUAUGGCUUUGAUCCUUGCAGAUCCAAGUCAUGACAGUCUUUCUGCAGUCACGAUACAGCGUUUCCAUGCAUCCUCCGCAUCAGUCGGCCCCGCAUGCGUCGCACCUAUAUCUCAUCUCCGUAUAUGUGAACCCAGCGACCAAUGGCACUCUCCUUCUGAGAUCCUAUCGUCGUUUGGUUCACUCCCUGCACUCACCCAUCUACAACUCUGUCGUCGGAUGAAUGGUAAUGAAGAGAAUGACUUGGCCUUUGUGGAAGAGAUUACAUCCAUUUUGAGCGGCCGGGCGCGUCUCAGGAUGCUCGUCGUGACUGUAUUUCCGCAGAUGUCGGCGGGCGAGGAGCAGCUGGUGGAUAGUGGCAUAUGGGGUUUGCUGAAGGCGGUCGCGGAUGAGCGUUUGGUUGUCAAGAGGAGUGGGUAUGGAUUAUGGCUGAAGGACGAUCCUUGGGCGAGUACAUGAAUUUCUUAGACUUUAUAGACUAUCAUUAGAUGUGUAGAUAUGUCAAGAACUAUAUUGGAACUUAUGUUCUCGAAACGCUUUGAGUGCAGGGGAGCUCUAAAGGCCAUUCCAACGAGUUUAGAGAAAAAGCAAGACG